UUCUCCUUUUUCAUUUUUGGUAUUAUGUAUCCCAAACCCAAAUGCAAACCCCAUUGGAUUUGGAUUCAAUACUUCAGAGAUGGAAAGCUUCUUCAAGAACGUUGUUUUUCUCUUCUACUUUCUCUUGGUAGUGAAGGUUGCAGGGCUCCAAGCCGCCAAAGAUGAAUGCCAAACCAAAAAGUGCAAUCACCAUAUCAUCUGGUUCUUGUACCAACUAAAGGUACAACAACUGCAACACUGCGGCUAUCAUGGGUUUGAACUCUCCUACGAAGACAAGCAGACUGUGCCCAAGUUGCCACGGAAUGUAAAGUUGUUCGUGAAGCGUAUAGAUUACAAAGCAAAGAGGAUUCAAUUAUAUGAUCCUCAGGGUUGCUUUCCCCUGCAACUUCCCAAUCUUAAUUUAUCUGCAUCUUCCUUCCAGUACUUGAGACUAACUCCCUUCCAGUUCAAUUCUGUUGAGUCAAAGUACAGUCUUUUCAAUUGUUCAAGGAAAGCAGCUAUGGGUAUUAAUUAUGAAUUUUAUGAGAUUCCUUACUUAAGUGUCUCAAGCUUCCAAGUUCUAGCUUUUCCUUCCGAUUCUACAUCUGCUUUUAACUUGUUAAGUUGCAGGAGAACGUCACUCAACACAUUGGAGACACUGGUAUACGAACAUAUGUUAUAUUACCAGACAAGGUAUGUUCAUUUGAGUUGGUCCCAACCAGAUUGUAGUAAAUGUGAAGAAGUAGCCAGGAAAUGCAAGCUGAAGAAAAAUAAUAGGACACAGGAUGACACAGAGUGUUAUGGUACCACAAAGAAUCAAAGAGGGGAAAAUUACAGCAUGUGGUCAGUGAAGAUGAAGGUUUUCUUGAAAGGAAAUGGUCUUUGGGAUUUAGUGGAGAAUGGCUUUCAUCCUCCUCAUCUUCCUAACAAUCCUACUAUUGCUCAGUUGAAGAAUCAUUCAAAGUAUGUAGAAAAGGCUUACCAAGCACUCUCACACAUCCACAGUGGUGUUGUAGAUUCACUUUUUCCAAGGAUCAUGGGUGUAGAAACAGAAAAGGAAGCAUGGGAUACUCUGAAAAUUGAGUUUGAAGGUGAUACAAAAGUGAAAGGUAACAAUGUUAUCACACUCAAGAGACAAGUUGAGAUGCUGAGAAUGUUAGAAGAUGAAACCGUUCACCAAUAUUCAACCAAGCUACAAGACUUGGUGAACCGAAUUAGGGCAAAUGGUGGUGAGUUUCCAAACAAGAGGGUUGUUGAGAAGAUCAUGGUGAGUGUUCCAGACAAGUUCGAGUCUAAGAUUUUAGCCAUUGAAGAAACUUGUGACUUGGAUACAAUGACUGUUAAUGAGCUAAUUAGCAAGUUGAAAGCUCAUGACCAAAGAUUGACUCUAAAAGGUCAAGUUGCUGCAACUGAAGGUGCCUUCCAAUCAAGACAAAAAGGAAAGCAAGUAGUUACAAGUUCAGAUUCUAAGCCCUCCUAUGACAGCCUUGACAAAGGGAAUUUGGUUGAAACACAAACUCAACCAUGUUGCUCAUAUGCUGCUAAAUGUGAUGAUACAUGGUUAUGGCACAAGAGAUAUGGUCAUUUCAAUAUGAAAUCUCUUAAAUUCUUGCAAACAAAUGAGUUGGUUAGAGAUUUGCCAAGCAUCAAUUUGAGUGAUGAUGUGUGUGAAGCCUGUCAACUUGGAAAGCUACAUAGACAAGCUUUUCCAGUUAAUCAAGCAUGGAGAGCCACUGAAAAGCUUGAACUCAUUCAUACCGACAUUUGUGGACCUAUGAAAAUAGAGUCACUCAGCAGCAACAAGUAUUUCAUUUUGUUUAUUGAUGAUUUUACGAGGAUGACUUGGACCUUGAGGUUUGAUAAUGGCAAAGAGUACACCUCUUCUGAAUUUAACAAAAUUUGUGAAGAUGCUGGCAUUGGGCACCAACUAACAGUUCCUUAUUCACCUCAGCAAAAUGGUGUCUCAGAGAGGAAGAAUAGGACUGUAAUGGAGAUGGCUAGGUGCAUGUUGCAUGCAAAAAGGUUGCCUAAAUCAUUUUUGGCUGAGGUUGUUUAUACAACUCUUUAUUUACUGAAUUCUCUUCCUACAAAGGUUGUGAAAGGAAAAACUAUGGUAGAAGCAUGGUAUGGCAUCAAACCUUCUGCCAACCAUCUUAAGGUGUUUGGUUCAGUGUGUUACAGUCAUGUUCUAGAUGUAAAAAGAACCAAGUUGGACCAAAAAGCAAAUGUUGGCAUCUUUGUGGGCUAUGCAACUCAGUCCAAGGGUUAUAGGGUGUAUGAUGUGCACUCUAAGAAGAAGGUUGAUGUUGAUGGAACCAGAAUUGCUAAUUCAAAUUUAAAUGGGAGAAUUUCUGAUACGGAUGAUGAUUCUCCUAUCUUGAAAACAAAGUCCUUAGAGGAAAUUUAUGAGCAAUGUAGCUUUACAGUAGAUGAGCCAUCUAAUUAUGCAGAAGCAUCCACGCAUGAAGAAUGGAGAAAUGCAAUGCAGGAGGAGCUUAGUGCAAUUGAAAAAAAUGUUACUUGGUCAAUUACUUCUAGGUCAGAAGACAAAAAUGUUAUAGGAGUUAAGUGGGUGUACAGAUCAAAGUUAAAUGCUUAUGGUUCUUUGAACAAAUAUAAGGCUAGGCUUGUGGUAAAAGGGUAUGCACAACAACCUGGAGUUGAUUUUGGAGAAACAUUUUCUCUAGUAGCCAGGCAUGAUACUAUAAGGCUUCUCUUGGCCUUAGCUGCUCAAAAGAAAUGGAAGGUUUAUCAUUUAGAUGUCAAAUCUACCUUUUUAAAUGGAAUUCUAGAAGAGAAGUUAUAUGUUGAACAACCGGAAGGUUUUCUGGUUCAAGGCUGUGAAGAUCAUGUUUACAAGCUGCAUAAAGCUCUUUAUGGCCUGAAACAAGCCCUUCGAGCUUGGUAUAGCAGGAUUGAUUCCUACUUGAUAAAACAAGGAUUUCAAAGAGGUGAAACUGAAUUCACUCUUUAUGAUAAGAGUGGAAAUCCAAAUUCUCAGUUGUUGGUCUCUCACUAUGUUGAUGAUCUUUUGGUGACUAGAGGAGAUGCUGAACUCCAAAAAUUCAAGGCUUCCAUGCAAAAUGAAUUUGAAAUGACAAAUUUGGGAGUGAUGAAAUAUUUUCUAGGAAUGGAAGUGAUGCAAUGUAGCAAUGGAAUGUUUGUUUCAUAAGAGAAAUAUGCUAAGGACAUUCUUAGGAGGUUCAGAAUGAAUAAAUGCAAGCCAAUUGCCAUUCCUCUUGCACAGAAUCUGAAAUUGUCUAAGGAUGAUGAUAGCUUGAAGUGUAAUGCUUCAUUUUACAGAAGUUUGAUUGGGAGUUUGCUCUAUCUUACAGCAACAAGGCUUGAUCUUAUGUUUGCUACCAGUGUGUUAUCAAAGUACAUGACUUCUCCAUCUCAAACUCAUUUCAGUGCUACUAAAAGAGUUUUGAGAUAUGUAAAUGGAACUAUUAAUUAUGGAAUUAUGUAUAAGUCUACAAGUGAUGGUUGUUUGCAAGGCUAUAUGGAUAGUGACUGGGUAGGAUGUCCUGAUGACUCAAAAAGCACUACAGGAUAUGUUUUUUCAUUUGGUUCAGGGAUGUUUUGUUGGAAUUCAUCCAAGCAGGAACCUGUAGCACAAUCUACAACAGAAGCAUAAUAUAUUGUUGUUGGAGCU
Messenger RNA from Rubroshorea leprosula, 3634 nucleotides. The record is from the annotation of a GenBank genome assembly. NCBI's taxonomy places the organism in Eukaryota, Viridiplantae, Streptophyta, Magnoliopsida, Malvales, Dipterocarpaceae.